AUGGUGCUAGGACAUAAAGUGUCAAAAGUAGGACUUAAAGUUGAUAAAGCAAAAAUUGAUGUCAUUGCACAACUACCACCACCAACCAAUAUUAAAGCAAUUAGAAGUUUCUUAGGACAUGCUGGAUUUUACCGACGAUUUAUUAAAGAUUUUUCAAAGAUUGCACGUCCUAUGACUAAACUUCUAGAAAAAGAUCGACCAUUCGAUUUUGAUUCAGAAUGUACAAAAGCUUUUGAGAUUCUUAAAGAUAGACUCACUAAUGCACCAAUCAUGGUAGCACCAAAUUGGUCAUUACCUUUUGAGUUAAUGUGUGACGCAAGUGAUUUUGCCUUAGGAGCUGUUUUAGGACAAAGAGAAGAGAAACGAUUUAGACCAAUUUAUUACGCAAGUAGAACACUAAAUGGAGCUCAGCAAAAUUAUACCACCACUGAAAAAGAACUUUUAGCUGUAGUUUUUGCUUUUGAUAAAUUUAGAGCAUAUCUUGUUUUGUCUAAAACAGUUGUAUUUACUGAUCAUCCAGCACUAAAAUAUUUGUUUACUAAACAAGAUGCUAAACCUCGUCUCAUUCGUUGGAUUCUUCUUUUGCAAGAAUUUGACAUUGAAAUUAAAGACAAAAAGGGUGCUGAAAACCUUGCAGCUGAUCACUUAAGUCGAUUAGAGAACCCAAAUUUGAAAGAAUUAAAGGAAGAAGAAAUCAAUGAUUCAUUUCCUAAUGAAUACCUCAUGUUUAUAAAAAAUGAAAAGAAUGAUGAGUCACUGUGGUUUGCAGAUAUUGCAAACUACUUAGCAGGAGGAGUUCUACCAAUAUGUUUGACACAAACAAGAAAGAUUUUGGAUGAAUGUCACUACGGACCAGCAGGAGGACAUUAUGGGCCUAAUAUAACAGCAAUAGACUACAUUUCAAAAUGGGCUGAAGCCAAAGCAUUACCUACAAAUAAUGCCAAGGUGGUGAUAGAUUUUCCGAAGAACUUAUUUAGUCGUUUUGGUUGUCCCAAAGCACUAAUAAGUGAUCGAGGAAGCCAUUUUGCAAAUGUUCAACUCGAGAAGGUUCUACAGAAAUACGGAGUUAAUCACCGUUUUUCCACAUCAUACCACCCUCAAACCAGUGGUCAAGUUGAGAACACGAAUCGAGCAUUGAAAGGAAUUCUAGAAAAGACCGUAAACAGUAAUCCAAAGAAUUGGGCAAGCAAGUUAGAUGAUGCAUUAUGGGCAUUUCGUACAGCUUAUAUGACACCGAUUGGUACAACACCAUAUCGGUUAUUAUAUGGCAAAACUUGUCAUUUACCAAUUGAAAUUGAGCAUAAAGCAUAUUGGGCACUAAAGAAUUGCAACACUGAUUUAAUUCAAGCCGGUGAAAAACGUUUCCUCCAAUUACAUGAAUUGGAUGAAAUGAGAUGGUAUGCCUAUGAAAAUUCACAAUUAUAUAAAGAAAGAACGAAGGUAUGGCAUGAUCGAAGAAUUCGAAUUAAAGAAUUCAAGGAAGGAGUCAAAGUUCUUUUGUUUCAGUCAAAGUACAAAUUCAAGCAACCAAAGCUCACAUCACAAUGGUCCGGUCCAUACGUAGUGAAACGUGGUCUUCCUUCUGGUUAUAUAGAGCUUGUAGGGAAUGAAAACAAUACUUUCAUUGUGAAUGGCCAACGAGUAAAACAUUAUCACGAAGAAGAAGUUGAAGAUAUCGUGGAAGUCACUGAUGGCUUCUACGCCAUUGGCGAAUGA
This is a messenger RNA of Erigeron canadensis, 1716 nucleotides long. RefSeq lists its product as uncharacterized. Bases 1 to 1716 code for a protein of 571 amino acids. Gene Ontology annotation, molecular function: nucleic acid binding. NCBI's taxonomy places the organism in Eukaryota, Viridiplantae, Streptophyta, Magnoliopsida, Asterales, Asteraceae. The transcript is spliced from 3 exons. Gene Ontology annotation, biological process: DNA integration. The record is from RefSeq and is a predicted model, not a curated record.